Molecule: messenger RNA, 222 nt
Organism: Phytophthora nicotianae INRA-310
Lineage: Eukaryota; Oomycota; Peronosporomycetes; Peronosporales; Peronosporaceae
Exons: 1
Coding region: 1-222 (73 amino acids)
Source: RefSeq, a predicted model, not a curated record
AUGUUCGAUGCAGCUCUACCGGCCGACGUGUCGUGGCUAGAGCAACUCUUGGCGAGAUACAAGAGUGGCGUGUCGAAGCCUCUUGUUGCUGCACCCGCUAGAGGCCACAAAGACGUCGUCGUCAGACUGCUCGCGGCAACUUCUGAGCUAUCCCGCAAACGGAAAGAAGCGUCUACAAAGUCAUUGCAAAGCCAGCUAUCGCUGCAGGACAUCGCCUUGUGA